Messenger RNA from Phragmites australis (common reed), 3150 nucleotides. Its product is annotated as probable inactive leucine-rich repeat receptor-like protein kinase At3g03770. Lineage: Eukaryota; Viridiplantae; Streptophyta; Magnoliopsida; Poales; Poaceae. The coding region runs from base 627 to 2942 and encodes 771 amino acids. The transcript is spliced from 8 exons. Gene Ontology annotation, biological process: protein phosphorylation. Gene Ontology annotation, molecular function: protein kinase activity; protein binding; ATP binding. The record is from RefSeq and is a predicted model, not a curated record.
GCUACCGUCCAGCCGUGCCAGCCAGCCAGCCAACUACUCCCUGCACCACUGCCGGCUCUCUUGCUAGUGUUUUGAGUUUUACUCCUACUAACCACCGUGAUUCACUCGUCCCAAGGUGGGGCGCACCGGUCACCGUCCAGGGGCCAAUUAAUGUCGCGCAGGAUCGGUCCCAUGUGCACCGGGGUGCCCUCCGCCUCCCACCUCUGCUGGCUCUGGACGGCAGCGUCUCUCUCACUGGCCUGCUCCACCUCUCCCUCCUUAAUUCUUGCCUGCUGCUGACGCUGCUGCUGGGUGGUGAGGAGGAAUGGGGAGAGAAUGCUGGGGGUUCUUGGAUGGAUGCAUUUUGGCGGAGGCUGUGAGCUGACCCGCCGAACUUGGGUGCAUUUGAGCUAGCUGCGGUGGUGUUCUUUGGCUACUCGGAUUGCUGCAUCGAGGAAACUGAAGUUUGACAGUAAGCAAGGCAAAAGUUUUCUGUGACUGAUUCUGACGUGCGAGAUCGUUGCGCAAACAAGGUCGUGCGAGAGCAAGCAAGGUCGUUGCGCAAAUCCUGGUUCUGAUUCUGAUUGUUCCUGUUUGGAAGUGAUACAAUUUACCAGGAUACCAAGAAAAGGAUAAGUUGUGCUCCAAUGGCUUGGCAAAUUAGCAUCCUAGUCAUGGCCACAACCUAUUUGAUGUUAUUCCCAAGAAGCGAACAGUCUUCACAGAGUGAGCUGCUGCUGCAGCUCAGGAAGCAGCUGGAGUACCCCAGGCAGCUGGAUGCAUGGAGCAGCCCAAGCAGCGACCCCUGCUACACUCAACCCACUGCGGUGCUUGCCAUAACGUGCGAGGGAAAUGCCAUCACAGAGCUUAAAAUUGUAGGUGACAUGAUCACCAAGCCACCAAAGUUCAGCGGCUAUCCUGUUCCCAAUGUCACCCUCUCAGAAGCCUUCGUUCUUGACUCGUUUGUUACUACGCUGGCAAGGCUGACUACCUUGCGGGUUGUCAUCCUGGUGUCUUUAGGCCUAUGGGGUCCUCUCCCCGACAAGAUUCACCGCUUGUCUUCGCUUGAAGUGCUUGAUUUGAGCUCCAACUUUCUGUAUGGAUCGAUCCCUCCCAAGCUGUCAGUCAUGUCGAAGCUCCACACUGUGACGCUGGAUGGUAACUACUUCAAUGGAAGUGUACCAGACUGGCUUGAUUCUUUCUCGAACCUCACUGUUCUUCGGGUGCAGAGUAACCGGCUGAAGGGGUCCAUACCAACAUCAAUUGGCAAAGCUGCCAUGCUUACGGAGUUCGCGCUUGCUGGCAAUAGAAUCUCAGGGGAUGUUCCGAAUUUAAGCAACUUAAAUAAACUUGAGAUGUUGGAUUUAAGGGACAAUGAGUUGGAUGGAGAGCUUCCGGAGAUGCCUACAGCAUUGGUAACAAUCUUACUCAGCAAGAACUCACUGAAGGGUGAAAUUCCUGAGCAGUUUGGUCAAUUGAAUCGGCUUCAGCACCUUGAUCUGUCGUUCAACUUUCUUGUGGGGAGUCCUCCUGAAGAGCUCUUUGCUCUCCCCAACAUCAGUUAUCUGAACUUGGCGGCAAAUAUGCUCAGUGGAUCACUCUCGAAUAGCUUAAUAUGCAGCAACACCCUGGGCUUUGUGGAUUUGUCCACUAACCGACUCACAGGUGAUCUACCUGCUUGUCUGAAUGGUAAUUUGAAUAACAAGGUUGUUAAGUUUGGGGGGAAUUGCUUUAGUGCUGACCCUGCCCACCAGCAUGAAGCUAAAUACUGCCAACAAUCACAUAAGGGGAGAGGAUCAAGCAAGGAUGUUGGACUUGUAGUCACUGUUGUUGGCGUAUUGUUUAUUGUGCUUGUGCUUUCUCUGGUGUUAAUGGCUUCAAACAAAAGAAGCUGUCAGAAAGUUCUGGCAGAACAACAGUUCCUGCAAAAGCAUACACAAGAUAAUUCAACUUCAGGAAUGUCCUCAGAACUGCUAGUGAAUGCAAGGUGCAUAUCUCAAGCUAUCAAGUUAGGAAAACAAAUAGAGCCAUCAUAUCGCGUAUUUUCUUUAGAAGAACUCAAGGAAGCGACAAAAUGCUUUGAACGGUCAGCAUUUUUAGGCGAGGGAGCAAUUGGAAAGCUAUACAAGGGAAAAGUAGAGAAUGGGACCCUGAUUGCCAUAAGAUGUUUAGCACUGCACCAGCGAUAUUCAAUCAGGAAUCUAAAGCUUCGUUUAGAUCUCCUUGCAAAGCUUCGCCACCCAAAUUUGGUUUGCCUCUUGGGGCACUGCAUUGACAGCGCGGUUGAGGAAUCAAGUGUGAGGAGGGUUUUUCUUGUAUAUGAAUAUGUGCCUAGUGGAACUCUCUCUUCUUAUCUCUCUGGCUCAAGUCCAGAAAAGACUCUGAAGUGGUGUGAUAGGCUGCAAGUGCUGAUUGCCAUAGCUAAGGCUGUUCAUUUCCUACAUACAGGAAUAAUUCCUGGUUCCUUAUAUAAUCGGCUAAAAUCUUCUAGUAUUUUGCUUGACGAACACCUUAUGUCAAAGUUGAGCGACUAUGGGUUAUCCAUAAUCACAGAGGAGAUAUACAAACAUGAGGUAAUAGGAGAAGGGAAAAGAUACUUGCAAAAUAAUGCUGCAGAAAUGGAAAGUUUGGAGGAUGAUGUACACUCGUUUGGUUGUAUUCUAUUAGAAGUACUUAUGGGUCCAAAAUUACACGAAGAUGGCGGUCCUUUCGUUCUAAAUGAGCUGGUUGUGUCAAUAUCAAGCCAGGACGAGCGGGAGCAAGUUCUCGAUCCGGUUGUUAUUGGCACUUCUUCACAUGAUUCCUUAUCCAUGGUGGUUUCCAUUAUGAUCAAAUGCCUAUCCCCCGAAUCCUCAACCCGACCUUCCAUCGAAGAGGUUCUCUGGAACCUGCAAUAUGCCGCGCAGGUCCAGGCGACAGCCGACGGUGAUCAGAGAUCGGAGGUUUCCUCGCAAGCUUGUUAGCAUAACUGGAAAUAGCAGCAUGGAAAUUCAAGAAUGACUGAGCCGAGUGUCUUGGGAGUAAUCCUGCAUUUGCUAUAUAUCUCCUCAGCGGCAUUUGUAUAUUACAGCAGAUUAAAUAGCAUGCCAAGUGCUGUAAGCUCGUCUGGAAUAUGGUGAUUAGCUUGUUGUACAGACUUGUAACUUAUUAUGCCGGUUUCCUAGAUGGAUC